Phalaenopsis equestris is the source of this 1848-nucleotide messenger RNA. Its product is annotated as protein FAR1-RELATED SEQUENCE 5-like. Bases 1 to 1848 code for a protein of 615 amino acids. Gene Ontology annotation, biological process: regulation of DNA-templated transcription. The record is from RefSeq and is a predicted model, not a curated record. Lineage: Eukaryota; Viridiplantae; Streptophyta; Magnoliopsida; Asparagales; Orchidaceae. The transcript is spliced from 3 exons.
AUGGAUUUCUCAUUCGACCAAGAAAUGUUGAUGGAAUCUGAGAAUGAUGGCGAUCAACUUGGAUCAUUAGCUGCGUCCGAAAUUGGAAAGUUGCAGCUCCCCGAGCCUUUAACUGUGUGCAUUGAUCAAAAUGCGGAUAGUUUGCUUCGCGCGGCGGUUCAUAAUGAGAAGGAAGCCUACAAAAAUUAUUGUGCGUAUGCACACCAUAUUGGAUUCACUGUGCGAAAGGACCAUGUUGGUUUUUGGCCUAAUUCAAAAAUGAUUAAGACAAAGGAUUUCAUUUGUGGCAAGACUGGUUUUAAGAAAGAAUUGAAUAACAAUGUGGCGGUGAAGUACAGAAGAGGGGACACAAUGACUGGUUGUCCAGCCAUGAUCCGAUAUGUCGUCGAUGUAAAAGGUAACUGGUCGGUUAAGAAAUUUAUAGAAACUCAUAACUAUCAUUUGGCGGCAAACGGUGACAAACAUCUAUUGCGUUCUAGCAGAAAAAUGGGUGAUGUCAGUGCACAAGUGCUCAGAUCGAUGACAAAAUCAGGGAUCAGAACAAGCGAUGCCUUUAGUUUUCUGGCUACAGAAUUUGGGGGUGUUGAAAAUCUUGAUUGCACGAAGAGAGAUGCUUAUAAUUUCAUACAAAGAGAGAGAAAGAGUAUAAUUGAAAAUGGGGACGCUAAUUCUCUACUUAGAUUGUUCACUGAGAGGCAAGCAGAGGACACAAUGUUUGCAUGGGACGUCCAAAUUGAUGAGUCUGGUAGUUUAUUGAAUUUCUUUUGGAGUGAUGGGAUAUCCAGACUUGAUUAUGAUUGCUUUGGGGAUGUCAUAAUUUUUGACACAAGUUAUAGAUUAAAUAAAUACAAUUUAUGUUGUGCUCCUAUUGUUGGUGUGAACCACCACUGGCAGAACGUUCUAUUUGGAGUUGGCUUUUUGUCAGACGAAACAGUUGAAUCAUUCAAGUGGCUAUUAAAAUCAUUUAUUCGGAUUUUGGACAACAAACACCCCAUGGCAAUAUUCACUGAUCAGGAUCAAGCAAUAGCCAAAGCCAUUGAAGAGUGUCUUCCGCACACAAGACAUAGAUUAUGUCAAUGGCAUAUUUACAAGAAAUUAUCUUCAAAGCUACAUUGUGGUGUAAGCACCAAGAAAGUCAAUGAGCUUUUUUAUAAAUGCAUGACUAGGUGUAACUCUGAGGAGGAGUUUGAAGAAACUUGGCAUUCAAUGAUUGUGUUAGGAAAUCUAUAUGAGCAUGCUUGGUUGAUUAGCUUGUGCAAUAUCAGGCAUAAGUGGUCAACAGCUUUCAACAAGGACAUAUUUGGGAUGGGGAUCCUUUCAACACAAAGGAGUGAGUCGACGAAUAACAUUUGUCAUAAUGCCUCUAAGCCAACAAGCACCCUCACUGAGAGUUUCUUGGGUCUUGAAAAUGUCAUGAAAGCUUGGAGAAGGAAUGAGAGGGAUGAAGAUUUUAAAUCUGAACAAUCUGCAAUUGUCCCCGCUGUAAAAAGUAGUCAUGUGUUGAGACAAGGAACUUUAGUUUAUACGAGGAAGCUAUAUUCAAUGUUUGAAACAGAGUUGUUGCAUGGUAUGUGUGGUCUUGCUGUGGAGUGCUCAGUCACUUCAAAUUCAGAAUUUUAUGUUAGAAACUUAGAUAAUGAGCACACAGUCAGACCGUGGAUUGUUAAGGUCGAUAAAGGUAAUGAACUUGCUGAAAAAAAUGUGCUGGAAACAUUAAGGAAACUGACACUCGAAUCUGAAGCCAUAAUGAAUGGGAAAAACCCUCAGGAAAUGCCAAUGUCAAAGAAGAAAAAGACGCUGAAUAAACCACACAAUUUGAAGGACCCAACGAAGAUGCAGCCAAAAUGA